AUGCAAGGAUUAUCUGUACACUACUUGGCUUUGUCUCAGGGAAUAUCUUAUACGUUUUCAGUUGGACUUGCCGUGUUUCUUAUAUAUUGGCGUGGUUUCAACAGGAAGGCACUUUUCCUCUAUGUAUUCAUCACUGUUGGAUCUUCUGUCAUUCUUGUUACACAUAAUCAGCCCGGUCUCACUCCAGAUGCAUCUUCUUCGCUUUCACCCAUUCUCAUUCGUCACAAACGACAGGCGGAUGUGUCUACGGCAACUCCUGAUGUCAUGACCAACAAUAUCAGCAGUACGUUAGGUCUGCCAUUGUCAAACGAGACGAUGAUAACAAAACCAAAAAAACCUCAAGUUGUUGAAGGAAUCAAAGCAGUUGAGACAAAGUCGGACAAAAAUGAGCAGAUGCGCAAAGCUAUCGCUCUGAACAAAACGACAAGUCCUCCCAAUGUCACGUCUUCGCUUAGUCUGGGUAAGUUUUGAUC
Cylicostephanus goldi is the source of this 473-nucleotide messenger RNA. The record is from the annotation of a GenBank genome assembly. NCBI's taxonomy places the organism in Eukaryota, Metazoa, Nematoda, Chromadorea, Rhabditida, Strongylidae.